AUGUUUUAUAAACCCAAGUUAAUAUCUCCUAACAGAACAUAAUCUCCAGUUGUUGUGCAUAAAUAAUCAAUUUCUUAAGUUAAUAAUCCACUUUUAACAUAAUAAUAAUAUCAACCUUAAACUUACUAUGCAUCAUCAAAAACUACUCCAAUAAAAAAUUUAGAAUAGAAAUUUGAACUAAUUAAACAAAAUAUCAAUAUAACUAAUUAAUGUUAAUUGUCUCCUGAAAGAAAUAUAUAAGCAGUAAAUAAUGAUUUUGAGAAUUAAAUUUUACGCAAUGAUAUAGUAUUCAAAGAUCAAAAAAUUGUUGCAUUAUAAAAAGCACUUGAUUUAUCAAAUGAUGAUAGAAUCAAAUUAAGAUAAGCUUUAGAAUAAAAAUCUAAUUUGUGUGUUAAUAAAGAAAGAGAAAUAGCCAAAUUAUUAGCAACAAUUCAUUAAAUUGAAUUUAAGAAAAGUGAAAGCUAAAUUGUUAAAGAUCUUUAAUUUUAAAUUGAAACUCUCAAAACAUUCAUUUAAGAGAAUGCUUUAGAUAAAUCAAAUUUAAAAAAUGAAGAUACAAAUCAAUUUAAGACUAAAGUUGCUAAUCUAUAAGAAUAAUUAGCAUAAUAAAUAAAUUAGAAUUAAUCACUUUAAUAAUAUAUGAAAGAAAUUAUGAAUUAAAAUAAAGAGUUGUCAUAAAAAUAUACAGAAAAGUGUAUAGAAUUAUAAAAAUUAGAAAUGCAAUUAGAUCAAAUAAAAAUAUUAUAAAAUGAACUUAAAGGUAAAGCAGAAGAAAUAGAAAUAUUAAAAGGGGAACUUAGUAAUGAUAAUACUACAAUUUAAAUAAAAGAAUAAAGUACUUUUGAUUAAUAAAAUGAAAUAUAGAAAUUUCUUUGUCAAAUAAAAUAAUAAUAUUUAGAAGAUAAUUCUAAAUUAGAUAUUGAUGAUUAAGAUAAUAUGAAUGUUUAUAGACAUCUAUACAGUUUUCAAUCUACAGAUGAUUUAACUAAAGGAGAACUUUAAAAAAUAAAUAAAUGA
This is a messenger RNA of Paramecium pentaurelia, 1017 nucleotides long. The record is from the annotation of a GenBank genome assembly. Lineage: Eukaryota; Ciliophora; Oligohymenophorea; Peniculida; Parameciidae.